GCAGGCGCGCGCGGCUGCGCAGGGAAGGAGAGCGGGGUCCUCGCGGCCUUAAAUAGGCGGGCGGGCUGCUCCGCCCCUUCCUUUUCACCAUCGGUUCGUGGAAGCUGUGAGCAACCCCCCGGGCGGGAGAGUCACCACCAACCAUGGCCGAGGAAGGCAUUGCUGCUGGAGGUGUAAUGGAUGUCAACACCGCCCUUCAAGAAGUGCUGAAGACCGCACUUAUCCACGAUGGCUUAGCCCGUGGAAUUCGUGAAGCUGCCAAGGCCUUAGACAAACGCCAAGCCCACCUUUGUGUCCUCGCAUCCAAUUGUGACGAGCCCAUGUAUGUCAAACUGGUUGAAGCACUUUGUGCUGAACAUCAAAUCAACCUGAUAAAGGUUGAUGACAACAAGAAACUGGGUGAAUGGGUAGGUCUCUGCAAGAUCGACAGAGAAGGAAAACCCCGUAAAGUUGUGGGCUGCAGUUGUGUCGUUGUCAAAGACUAUGGCAAGGAAUCUCAGGCCAAAGAUGUCAUCGAAGAGUACUUCAAGUGCAAGAAAUGAACCAAUAAAAUAUAUUUGCGCCUGACA
Zootoca vivipara (common lizard) is the source of this 569-nucleotide messenger RNA. It is a transcript of the gene RPS12, whose product is annotated as ribosomal protein S12. Gene Ontology annotation, molecular function: structural constituent of ribosome. Gene Ontology annotation, biological process: translation. Gene Ontology annotation, cellular component: ribosome. The record is from RefSeq and is a predicted model, not a curated record. NCBI's taxonomy places the organism in Eukaryota, Metazoa, Chordata, Lepidosauria, Squamata, Lacertidae.